AUGGCCAAGCUAGACAUCUCCAUUCCCGACCUCACCUUGCCCGAUGGCAACAAGAUACCGAUCAUCGGAUAUGGUGUUGGCACGGCAUGGUCCAAGACCGAUGAAAACGCGCCAAAAGACCAGAAGUGCAUUGAUGGCGUCAAGACCGCCGUUAAAGUCGGGUUCAGACAUCUAGAUGGGGCCGAGGUAUACAAAAACGAAGAGGAACUGGGCGCAGCCAUCAAGGAUGUCAACAUCCCUCGGGAGCAGCUGUUUGUGACCACCAAGGUCAUGACCAACAUCGACGAUAUCCCCGCGGCCAUCGACCUGAGCUUGAAGAAGCUGGGGCUUGACUACGUCGACCUCUAUCUCAUCCAUUCGCCGUUCUUUGCCGAUGGGGACAAGAAGGCGCUCCAGCAGAAGUGGGCGGACAUGGAAAAGGUCGCAGCCUCGGGCAAGGCCAAAAGCAUCGGGGUCAGCAACUUCUUGAAGCCUCAUCUGGAAGCUGUCCUUGAGACGGCAAAAGUGCGCCCUGCGGUCAAUCAGAUCGAGUUCCACCCUUACCUGCAACAUGGAGAUCUGCUUGCCUAUCACAAGAAUAAAGACAUCCGGGUUUCAGCAUACGCGCCUCUGACGCCAAUCGUCCGGGCCAAAGGAGGCCCAGUCGAUGGUAUCGUCGAGUCGUUGGCGAAGAAAUAUGCGGUCAACCCGGGCGAGGUCCUCCUCAGGUGGUGCAUUGACCAGGAUGUGUUGCCCAUCACGACGAGUUCGAACGAACAACGGUUGAGUGAUUAUUUGAGAGUCUUCACCUUCAAACUGACGCCAAAGGAGGUGGAGGGCAUUUCCGAAAUCGGCAAUACGCACCACUACCGGGCUUUCUGGACUCAUGUCUUUGAUGCCGAAGACCGCUCCUGA
Molecule: messenger RNA, 894 nt
Organism: Capronia coronata CBS 617.96
Lineage: Eukaryota; Fungi; Ascomycota; Eurotiomycetes; Chaetothyriales; Herpotrichiellaceae
Product: alcohol dehydrogenase
Exons: 2
Coding region: 1-894 (297 amino acids)
Molecular function (GO): oxidoreductase activity, acting on NAD(P)H as acceptor
Source: RefSeq, a predicted model, not a curated record